Molecule: messenger RNA, 2476 nt
Organism: Cololabis saira (Pacific saury)
Lineage: Eukaryota; Metazoa; Chordata; Actinopteri; Beloniformes; Belonidae
Gene: zic6
Product: zic family member 6
Exons: 2
Coding region: 40-1641 (533 amino acids)
Biological process (GO): central nervous system development; regulation of transcription by RNA polymerase II
Cellular component (GO): nucleus
Molecular function (GO): RNA polymerase II cis-regulatory region sequence-specific DNA binding; DNA-binding transcription factor activity, RNA polymerase II-specific
Source: RefSeq, a predicted model, not a curated record
GUUGAUUCCGCAAAUUCGUAGCCAAACUCACAACAAAACAUGACAAGCCUUUCGAGGUUUAGUGGCUGCCCUCUCUCUUGCGUCAACCCCGGGGAGAGCAAUACUCAGCCCAGCGUGGUGCUGCCACCUUUGGCAGGAGAGCACAUGGGACACCCCACUGGCAGUUCCUUAAAACUCUGCCCCUCGCACAAUUUGCGAGACUACCCCGAGACGAGGUCCACUGCAUAUGUUGACCAUUCGGUUCCCAGUUUUGCAGACUCUGGAUACAGCAGUCACCGGUUAGAGCAGAGCCCCAGGGGCAUUAUCAUUGGAGCCAAUCUCUCUGGAGCCGGCAUGCCACCCGUUACUGAGCAACUGGCAUCAAGAGCUAACCAUCAUGGCGGGAUUGGAAGUUAUCGUGACUUUGCUGGCUGCAGAGAUAACAGGAGCCAUGCCUUUUUCACAAGUUACCAGGAGCAGGCCCAGCACGCCUCCGCCGACGCACCUCGAGACCUGGGCGGCCAGAUGAUGCUGCACGGGCUGCCCGGCGACCUGCUCACCCGGACUCACCCCUACGGCCAGACUAUCAACCCCAAGGGAAACGGACAGCAGAUUGUCACGCAGUUCCUGGGUCUGUACAAGCCCCUCAACAUGGCCAUUCAGCGUGCAGGCGGAGGAGAGGCUUUCUUCAGGUGCUCCAAGCAAACAGUGAAGCACGAGUUGGUGUGCAAGUGGAGUGACGGCCAAGAGGGGGCUGCAGGGAAGCUGCCCUGCUGCAGAGCCUUCGGGACCAUGUAUGAACUUGUCACCCAUGUGACAGUGGAGCACGUCGGAGGACCGGAGCACUCCGAGUACGUGUGUCACUGGGAGAACUGUGCGAGAGAAAGGAAGCCUUUCAAAGCCAAAUACAAGCUGGUGAACCACGUCAGAGUCCACACUGGGGAAAAGCCCUUUCCCUGCCCAUUUCACGGCUGUGAGAAAGUUUUUGCGAGAUCAGAAAAUCUAAAGAUCCACAAGAGGACUCACACAGGUGAAAAACCUUUUAAAUGCGAGUUCGAGGGCUGCAACCGGAGAUUCGCGAACAGCAGCGACAGAAAGAAGCAUUCUCACGUGCACUCCAGCGACAAACCCUACAUGUGCAAGGUCAUGGGCUGCGACAAGUGCUACACCCACCCCAGCUCCCUGCGCAAGCACAUGAAGCUGCACUGCAGCAGCAGCAGCAAGGCCGGCGUCGCCAAAGCCGGGGACGCGCGUCCUGCUGGGGACGAGGCUCGGUCAGCCCGGGGCCCGGACGGAGCCCAGAUCUGCUCCCCUCAUCCUCACCCUCACCCGCCCACUUUAACUCAAGAUGUCCGCAUGUCCCCUGAGAGUCGAGACGAGCCGACCCCCAGGGCGCGCUUCCAUCACUCGUUUGACAGCAGUUUGGACUACUCCGCCAGGUCGCAGCCCCUGCUGGAGCCUCUGCUGCUGCAGAGAGGCGGCUACAGGUCCCAGCCCUCCCAGUACCCCUGCGGACAGACCGGUCACACUUUUGCCCAGAGCUCGCGGACUUUCUCCUCCACCUCUCCCUUUCAGAAAAGCAUCGUCAAUGGCUGGUACACAUGUCACAGCAGUGUGGACUCUUUCCCACCAAAGCAGUGUAACAACAUCCCCUCUCUCUGAGAUUCUGAUAUGGGACACAUUUGGGGCACCUUUUUUUUUUAUUUGCUGUGUUCGAUUUUCUUGUUGUAACGUAACUGUUUCUGCAUUUCUCUGUACUUUUGUGAAGGUUUUAAACAUUUUGGUGGUACGUGCGCAGUCGUCCUAUUGAACAUUUCCUGACUAGGGCCAGUUUUGUUGUUGUGAGGCCUUUUUGGUUGAAGGAGCAGUUAUAAAGUGCAUAUACGCCCAGCUGUUCACCGUGUUGACUAGUUGUUGAAAAUAGUCUGUCUAUACCAUGACAAAAUUGUUGAAAAGAAAAAUAUGGAACUCUAUCUUCAUACUGAGUUCUCUGAACGAAAAAUCUGCUAUUGGAAAGUAAUAAAUACUAAAAAAAAUAAAUAAAGUCUUGCUGAAUGUAACCCUCAUAUGAGGGGUCUUUGUUGAAUGUAAUAGGUGUAAUGUAUGUCGGGAUAGAAAUAUUAUUCAGAACUUAUGUACGUCGCAAGAUGAAUAAUUAUCUGGAAGAUCUUUUUCUCAAGUUAAAUUUUGUGAUCUAACAAGCCUGGUGGGCCUGGAGCACGAUUUGACUGUAAUUAAAGUAUCGGCAGGCUCAGCCGUUUUUUUUCUCUCUCUCGUUGCUUUCCCUUGAUUAGGUUCAGAUUUUCACCUGUUUUUCAUUUAAAAAAAUCGUACCAAUUUACACUGUGAGAUAUGUUUAUGUCACAUUUCUGUGGAAAGUAAAAACCAGUGUGAGUAUAAACCACAGUGUUUGUAUUAAUGCUUAACGUUUAAUUAGAAUGCAGGUCUACUGUACAUAAGCCAGCUUUAUAAUUAAUUAUGUACCUUAUAUUUUAUU